GAGAUAGGAUGCUGGAUGCAUGCAUCUGUACCAAGGAUUCUUAGCCCGAGGUAGGUAGGAUGUCCAUGCAUUUUGGGUUUUUUACCCACUAGCUAAACUGUGCAGAUUAUAUACCAACCAAGGGGAUCUCCGUGAGGCCGAGGUGUAAACUAAAAGAACGAAAUAGCUACGCUAAAAAUCAAUACAGCAUCACAAACAUAUCGCACUUUCAUCUUGCCGUUGAUUUUUGGAGCCCGAGGUAAGUCACUACUAAUUAGUGUUGUUACUCUUGGGCUCGUGAGCUGAUCGAUCGACGAACUCCGGAGACCGGAAGCUGCUAGCGCGCGCUCCAAUGUCGGAGAACGGAAUUGAGCUUGCAGCAGCAGUACCACCACCCUCGGGUUCUUCCUCCAAUGGAGACACGGAUGUCAGCGUCGACGGCCGCAUCGUCCAACUCUCCGACAUCAUCGUCCAUGAAAUGAGUGCUAGCCGGGUACCACGGCCACCAAGACCGGAGAUCUACCGUGUUCCAGCGAUGUUCCUGGCCGCCGACAAGGGCGCGUACCAGCCGAGGUUCCUGUCCCUGGGACCCUACCACCGUGGUGACUCCGCCACGGAGGAUAUGCGGCGCGCCGACGAGCGCAAGCCAGGUAACCUGGACUUCGCCCUCUCAGACAAGGACGGCGAGCGCGGCGGGCCGCCGGUGGAAGAAUACAUGAAGGCCGUCGCGUCCAUGGAGGCCGCCGCCAGGAGGUUCUACGAUAGGGACGUCACCAUGGAAUGGGGCGCCUUCUGCAGGAUGCUGUUGCUCGACGGGUUCCAGCUGAUCACACUGCUUGAAUCCUACGGUUCUGCAGAUGAGCCGCCGCCUGCAGCAGGAGCAGGAGGCAACAACAAGGAUGGGUGCAGACCCAGAACUUGUGUUUUGAGCAGCAUCGGACAUGACUUGAUGAUGCUCGAGAACCAGAUACCGUUCUUCGUUGUCGAGAAGUUGUACGGCCUGCGUUACGGCCAGCUGCAGGAUGUCGUUGCCGCUAGUGGAAGAACUGGGAGGACGGUUGCCGAGCUAGCCUGGACAACCAUCAGGAGGAUGAUCAUGAACGACGACGUCCCGGCGGCGUCCAGUGGUCCGCCGGAUAAGUGCUUGCAUUUGGUCCAUCUCUGCCAUGUUUACCUCAAGCCAAGCAACCUCAAGGAGUCGCUGCCAGACAAAUGCCCCCGUGACCGUGAGUAUGGAAGAUUCCGGCGAGCCACCGAGUACCACGAGGCCGGCGUCAAAUUCAGGCAGAUGUACAGCUGCAAAGACGGGGGUAGCCCGCAGUGCCCCUUGCUGGACGUGAGCUUCUCCAAUGGCGUGCUGAGGAUGGCGCGCCACAGGGUGGACGAGAAGACCAACUACAUCCUGCGCAACGUGCUCGCCUACGAGCAGAGGUACAUCGGCACGGCCACGGACGGCGCCACGGGGUACGUGGCGGCGUACGUGGUGUUCAUGUCGCAGCUGCUGGGGAGCCCCGAGGACGUGGCGCUGCUGUCGCGGCGUGGGGUGAUCGAGCACCACCUGGGGAACGACGGCGAGCUGUGCGCGCUGUUCCGGGGCCUGGCGGAGGGUCUCGCCUUCGACCCCUCCAGCGGGCAUUACCUCAACGCCGUCGGGGUGAAGCUGCGCGCGCACUACCGGUCCCGCAUCCACCGCUGGCGCGCAUGGGUCGUCCGGCGCUACUUCGGGAACCCAUGUCUUGCCGCCGCCUGGGUCUUCGGCGCCAUGGCCGUGCUGGGCACCAUCCUUCAGACGGCCAUUGCGAUUCUUGUCUACGUGAAUCAAGGGCGAGGACCCACGCGCAACAUCGCCUAGCUGGCCUCAAUUAUUGCUACGUUUAAUAGCAAGCAGCUGAACGCGAGCUAGCUUAUUUCUCCCCUCUUUCCCUUCCGCGAAGGUUUUUUUUAUUAAAUUACAUUGCCAUUUAUGACAGUAAAACCGAACCCUCUUCCAGCCCUCUCAUGCUAUCAGCAUUUGCAAUGAAAAAAAGUGUUACUGGGGUUCCUAAUAACACAAUUUCUUAUGUGUUCCUUUAAGCUGUGUUGCAAGAGCUCGGAUGGUGUAACACAUGAUAUCUGUUCCUAUAUGUAAUAAAUUAUGUUACAAUUUUGUUACA
Molecule: messenger RNA, 2132 nt
Organism: Brachypodium distachyon (stiff brome)
Lineage: Eukaryota; Viridiplantae; Streptophyta; Magnoliopsida; Poales; Poaceae
Product: UPF0481 protein At3g47200
Exons: 3
Coding region: 332-1831 (499 amino acids)
Source: RefSeq, a predicted model, not a curated record